Arabidopsis lyrata subsp. lyrata is the source of this 1491-nucleotide messenger RNA. RefSeq names its product pathogenesis-related protein 1. Gene Ontology annotation, cellular component: extracellular region. Lineage: Eukaryota; Viridiplantae; Streptophyta; Magnoliopsida; Brassicales; Brassicaceae. Bases 826 to 1344 code for a protein of 172 amino acids. The record is from RefSeq and is a predicted model, not a curated record. The transcript has a single exon.
UUUGUGAUUGAAUAUAAGAGAAUAUGCCAAGGGUUUUUAAUCCGUUAGCUACAUUAUUUUUGAAAAUGAUUUUACACCAACCAUAAUUUUGAUUUGGAUACUUUGGCUAUAGCCAACGAUUUCAACUUUUUAAACCAAUCGAAAUUCCGAAUCAAAAGAUAUAGCAUAUUUUAAGAUUUCUUUUAAAAAUAUUAGAGAGAUCAUGAGCCGUCUUUCAUGUGUUACUAACAAAGUGUUAGAUAAGAGUUUCUAUAUUAAGAGUUAACAGAACAUCAUGGAGACGAAAAUUGAUAUUUUUUUUCCUCACCAUGUAGGGUUGAUUAGCUCCGUUACCACCUAAAUAGUCCAGAGAAAAUUAAGAUUGAACCAAAAAUAUUAUUUCAUAGCUAUCGGAGACCUAAGCGAUGACUGGUUAACUCCAUUACAUUUCUUUAUUAAUCGGGUGAACGAAAAAAAAAAUACCAGUCCCAUAUUUAAAAAUAAUAUCUACCAAUCCAUAGCCGAAACCAAUAGUUUUAAAGAUAUUAUUCCACCACCCUUAGCCGACAGAGAUACUCAUCACUAUCAGCUCUACAAUCAUGCCACCUUUUUUUUUGCACACCUACAAGGCUACAACCCUAAUAACGUGCGUACAUCAUUUGACAAUGUUUGGAAACUUUUAAGUAUAGUUUAGUUUCUGAUCAGGUUUACUUCAAAACGUGACACCAACUAGGCCAUAUACUAUCUAAUAUAUGUACAUUCUAUAUAAACAUCUUAAACAUUCUACAAGUAUCCAUCAAAAACACAAGAAAGUCAUCUCACGCUAUAUUUAUACAUUUUAGAAAAAUGUUUCAUAAGGUUGCUAUUGAAACCUUGGUUCUCCUACUUCUCAUCAAUUACUUGACACAAAUCGAUGUUUCUUCCGCACAAUACUCUCAGUAUCCUCAGUCCCAUGAAUCUCCUGACAGCUACCUUAGACCCCAUAACGCAGCCCGAGCCGCGGUCAAAGUCAGGCCUCUAAGAUGGGACUUCGGUAUAGCCACUGUGGCUCAGGACUACGCAAACCAACUAGCCGCCGGUUCCUGCAGUCUUGAACAUUCCUCUGGACCAUAUGGAGAGAAUCUUGCAUUUGGCAGUGGAGACAUGUCGGCGGCUCAGGCGGUUGCAAUGUGGGUAGAUGAGAAGUCGUACUAUGAUUUUUACUCAAACUCGUGCCACGGACCGGCUUGUGGACACUACACACAGGUCGUGUGGCGUGGCUCAGCUCGGCUCGGUUGUGGUAAGGCUAAGUGUAAUAGUGGUGCAAGUAUUGUCGUCUGUAACUAUGACCCUGCAGGCAAUUAUAUUGGUACUAAACCAUAUUGAUUUCAAUUCAAUUGAUGAAUGUGUGUAAAAAUUGUUGUAUUGAUUACUUUUUUUUUUUCAUUUGAGAAUUCAGUACAUGAUAAAACAUGACGUUAAAAGUUGUAUAAUUACAAAAAUGUUAAGGGACUUUCCUUUUUGAGCGCAUAA